Messenger RNA from Dromiciops gliroides (monito del monte), 2415 nucleotides. RefSeq names its product copine 2 (gene CPNE2). Bases 279 to 1916 code for a protein of 545 amino acids. The transcript has 16 exons. Gene Ontology annotation, cellular component: plasma membrane. NCBI's taxonomy places the organism in Eukaryota, Metazoa, Chordata, Mammalia, Microbiotheria, Microbiotheriidae. The record is from RefSeq and is a predicted model, not a curated record. Gene Ontology annotation, biological process: cellular response to calcium ion. Gene Ontology annotation, molecular function: calcium-dependent phospholipid binding.
AGCUGGAGCAGGACUAGGGCUGGAACUAGGAGGCUGAGCGGUCAUGUGGGCUGCAGCGUGAGCCCCGUCCCGGGCCAGAGCUGUGGCCGGGCGUCCCGCGGGCUCCUUGGGCCCGGAGGGAGCGAUUCCCUCGGGGAUGCCCCAGAGGCACCGGUUAGGGGUUGAGUUGAUCGCUCGGUGAGGCGGGGGCGGCACUCCGGACCUACGGCGUCUGCACCUCCCGACGGUAGCCCAAGCCAAGGAGAGAUUGUCAGGAACCGCUACUGCCCCCAGCAGUCAUGGCCUACACAAUGAGCGCCAGCUCCCCUGCAGGGCCCAUUGGGUCCCAGUAUUGUGUAUGCAAGGUGGAACUCUCUGUCUGUGGCCAAAACCUGUUGGACCGAGAUGUCACCUCCAAGUCUGACCCCUUCUGUGUUUUAUUCACUGAGAACAAUGGCAAAUGGUAUGAGUUUGACAGGACAGAAACUGCUAUCAACAAUUUGAACCCAGCAUUUUCCAAGAAGUUCAUCAUUGACUAUCACUUUGAGGAAGUACAGAAGCUCAAGUUUGCCCUAUUUGACCAGGACAAGUCGAGUCUGCAGCUGGAUGAGCAUGACUUCCUGGGCCAGUUCUCCUGCACUUUGGGCAUGAUUGUCUCCAGCAAGAAAAUCACCCGGCCCCUGGUCUUGGUGAAUGAGAAGCCAGCAGGGAAGGGCCUGAUCACGAUCACUGCCCAGGAACUAUCAGACAACCGAGUCAUCACGCUGAGCAUGGCAGGCAGGAAACUGGACAAGAAGGACCUCUUUGGCAAAUCAGAUCCAUUUCUAGAAUUUUAUAAACCAGAAGAUAAUGGCAAAUGGAUGCUUGUUCACCGGACAGAGGUGAUAAAGUACACUCUGGAUCCUGUGUGGAAACCAUUUACUGUGCCUUUGGUAUCGCUUUGUGAUGGAGACCUGGAGAAGCCGAUUCAGGUCAUGUGCUAUGACUAUGACAAUGAUGGUGGCCACGACUUCAUCGGUGAAUUCCAGACCUCAGUGGUGAAGAUGUGUGAGGCCCGAGAUGGUGCUCCGCUAGAGCUAGAAUGUAUCAACCCUAAAAAACAAAAGAAGAAGAAGAAUUAUAAGAACUCAGGCAUCAUCAUUAUCCGCUCUUGUAAGAUAACCCGGGAUUAUUCUUUCCUAGACUAUAUCCUUGGAGGAUGCCAGCUUAUGUUUACUGUCGGGAUAGACUUCACAGCCUCCAAUGGGAAUCCCCGAGAUCCCUCUUCUUUGCACUACAUCAACCCCAUGGGCACCAAUGAGUAUCUGUCAGCCAUCUGGGCUGUCGGACAGAUCAUUCAGGAUUAUGACUCGGACAAAAUGUUCCCGGCUUUGGGAUUUGGCGCCCAGCUACCCCCAGACUGGAAGGUUUCUCAUGAGUUCGCUAUCAACUUCAACCCCACCAACCCCUUCUGUUCAGGUGUGGAUGGCAUUGCUCAGGGCGUAUCAGCUUGCCUACCCCACAUCCGCUUCUAUGGACCUACCAACUUCUCUCCCAUUGUCAACCACGUAGCUCGUUUUGCCGCCCAUGCUACGGAGCAACAGACAGCCACACAAUAUUUCAUCCUCCUCAUCAUCACUGACGGUGUUAUCAGCGAUAUGGAUGAGACCCGUCAUGCAGUGGUACAGGCUUCAAAGCUGCCCAUGUCCAUCAUUAUUGUGGGUGUGGGCAAUGCUGAUUUUGCUGCCAUGGAGUUCCUGGAUGGUGAUACUCGUGCUCUGCGUUCCCACACUGGCGAGGAGGCAGCUCGAGACAUUGUGCAGUUUGUGCCCUUCCGAGAAUUCCGCAAUGCACCUAAAGAAACCCUUGCUAAAGCUGUGCUGGCAGAACUGCCCCAGCAAGUCGUGCAGUAUUUCAAACAUAAAAACCUGCCACCUAGCAACUUCGAACCUGCAUAACUCCUGCAGCCUCCUUUCCUCUCCAACCAGCAUCAGCAUGUCAGCCAAACCUCGUUGCAGUCCCCAAGGAAAGUGCACGUUCACCAGGCUUCUUCACUGGUGGUUUUUGUUUUUGUUUUUGAAACAAAUUGGCUUUUUCAUUUUUUUACAACUGGACAUUCUCCCUGCUCUCUCCCAAACACAGCUGGGUUUCUUUUGUCACAUUUGCCAACCCCGAUGAUACUACCAUGCCACACAGGGCCACUCAUUUCUCCUCCCUACCAUCAUUUUCAAGUAUUGAAUGUACUUUGUAUAAUUUUAGUGGGAUAAUUAUAAAAGAGAAUAAAUUUUUACAAUCAGAACUGGCAUUUUUCCAAGCAACUAGCUAUAUAGGAUUAAAAAAAAAGUAUCCGUUAUGUAUUUGUGUUAAGCCUAUACCUCUCAUGCUCUGUUCAUUUUUAUACUGUGUACAUGUCCUAUUUGUUAUACUCAGGUUAAUAAAGAAACUCAGACAUUCCCA